UUCUUUCCCAGUCUCUUAAAAACUGCGUGUGCUUAUGUGUGAGAGAGAAGUAGCAGCACUGCGUUUGUGAAGGUGUGUGAUAAUAAUGGCGAAGAUGUCACAGAGGAAGGUGAAGAACGCUGAAAACAGCAGUACGCCUUCAAAUACCAAGACGAAACGGACUCGCAAAAGCAUUCCCAGAGGCUCUCCUCCGCAACGAAGCUCCGUUUAUCGAGGUGUUACCAGGCAUCGUUGGACGGGCCGGUAUGAGGCUCAUCUCUGGGAUAAGAAUUGCUGGAAUGAAUCGCAGAGCAAGAAAGGAAGACAAGUGUAUUUAGGGGCAUAUGAUGAUGAAGAAGCUGCAGCGCGUGCCUAUGACUUGGCAGCAUUGAAGUACUGGGGCCAAGACACCAUCCUCAAUUUUCCUCUCACAAAUUAUGAAGAAGAGGUCAAGGAAAUGGAGGGCCAAUCAAAAGAAGAAUACAUUGGAUCCUUAAGAAGAAAAAGCAGCGGGUUCUCACGCGGAGUCUCGAAGUACAGAGGCGUAGCAAGACACCAUCACAAUGGAAGAUGGGAGGCUCGGAUUGGCAGAGUCUUCGGCAACAAAUAUCUUUAUCUCGGAACUUUCGCUACACAAGAAGAAGCAGCCGCAGCAUAUGAUAUGGCAGCCAUAGAAUACAGAGGACUUAAUGCCGUUACGAACUUUGACCUCAGCCGUUAUAUCAAUUGGCUCCGCCCUAAAACCCAGGACUCCAAUGAAAACCCUACUACUGAUAACACCACCGAGUCUGGACCAAGCUCUAAUCCUGAACUUGAAUUGGGUUUCUCUGACGACACAAUGGUGGCACCGCCACGAUCCGGAGGCGGGGCUCCGCCGUCAUCUGCACUAGGGCUCCUCUGGCAAUCCUCAAAGUUCAAGGAAAUGCUGGAGAGGACUUCAUCAGCUGGAGACCAUAGUUACCCUGCAACAGCAGUAACUUCAGAAUCAAAGCCUCCUGGUCGUAUAUUUCCUGAAGAUAUUCAAACAUUCUUUGAUUGUCAUGAUUCAAGCAGCUACCCUGAAACUGAUGACAUCAUCUUUGGUGAUUUGAGCUCAAUUGCUGCUCCAAUUUUCCAUUGCGAGCUGGAUGCUUAGAAAAGUAAUAUUUUUUUAACCCACAAAUUUGGAAGAUUAUAGCUAUAUGUUUAUUUGGUAGAUUCAGUUAUACUUUGGUUUUAUAAGGUGCAUAAUCAAUAUCAGUGCACGCUAAAAAAAAUCAAAGAGGUGAGGAAAAUAAUUCAAAAGGCAAACUUUGGGGCAAGGGUAGACAAAUAGGGGGUAAGAUUCUUUCAAGGUUACUUUCACUAAUUUUUUCCCUUCUUAUAAAAAUUUGCUAUUUUUUUUAA
This is a messenger RNA of Neltuma alba, 1365 nucleotides long. RefSeq names its product AP2-like ethylene-responsive transcription factor At1g79700. The transcript has 8 exons. NCBI's taxonomy places the organism in Eukaryota, Viridiplantae, Streptophyta, Magnoliopsida, Fabales, Fabaceae. Bases 86 to 1114 code for a protein of 342 amino acids. Gene Ontology annotation, biological process: regulation of DNA-templated transcription. The record is from RefSeq and is a predicted model, not a curated record. Gene Ontology annotation, molecular function: DNA-binding transcription factor activity; DNA binding.